Molecule: messenger RNA, 1220 nt
Organism: Paramecium sonneborni
Lineage: Eukaryota; Ciliophora; Oligohymenophorea; Peniculida; Parameciidae
Source: the annotation of a GenBank genome assembly
AUGGGUAGUUAAUGUUCAUAGUGUUAAACUUGUUAAAAAAGAGAAGAGUAGGUAGUAGUUGUAUCAGAGAUUAGACAACAGAGUUCUUAGAAUAUGAAUUAAUAUUCAUAAUAACCACCAGAAGAAGAAAAUGAUGAAAGUUCAUGUAUUGAAAAUAAUAAUAAUAAGUGAGUAAAGGAGUAGAUUUGAUGAAGAAUGAAAAGUUGGAAUAAAAAUAUUAACCAGAAGCACCAACUCCAACUCCUAUAGCUAGUUAAUCAAUAGCACCUACUUAAUUAAUUUCUUUCAGUGUUCAAAUUCAAUAACCUUAACUGACCUAAGAGUCAUAAAAUGAUCCUAGUAUACCAAAAAAGGAUGGAAUGAAUAAAAGGAAUUAGGAAGAUUUAAAUUAGGAUGAAAUAAAUAAAUAAGGUCCUAGAGAAAAGAGACCAAAGUAUGUAUUUAAAAGUGGGGCAAUAUAUGAAGGAGAAUGGGUUGGUAAUAUGAGAGAUGGUUAUGGUACAUAAAUUUGGUCAGAUGGAGCAAAGUAUGAAGGAGAAUGGACAGCUAAUUAAGCAAAUGGAAGAGGAAAGUUUUGGCAUGUGGAUGGGGAUUAUUAUGAAGGUGAAUGGAAAAAUGAUAGAGCAAAUGGAGUAGGAAAAUAUAUACAUACAGAUGGAGCUUAAUAUGAUGGAGAAUGGCUAGAAGAUUUAUAACAUGGGUAAGGUAAAGAAUUCUGGGCUGAUAAUUCCAAAUAUGAAGGAUAAUAUAGAUAUGGAAAGAAGUAAGGAUUUGGAUGUUAUUAAUGGACUGAUGGUUCUACAUAUAAAGGAAUGUGGAAUGAUAAUAAAUUGAAUGGAUUUGGAAUUUAUAAUUGGCCUGAUGGGAGGGUAAGAUGAUUGUUACAUACAAAGCGCUAUGAAGGUUUUUGGUAACACAAUUAAAUGAAUGGGAGAGGCAUUUACUAUUGGCCAGAUGGACGAUAUUACGAUGGAGAGUAUUUAAAUGAUAAAAAGCAUGGAUUUGGAGUAUACAAAUGGAAUGAUGGACGUUGUUAUGAAGGGUAUUGGUUAUAAGGGAAAUAACAUGGAAUAGGGAGGUAUGUGUUAAGUGAUGGACAGAGUUAAGUUGGAGUUUGGGAAAAUGGAUAAAGAAAGAGAUGGGUAGAAGGGGAAAGUAAAAUAGAAAGACCAAGAGACUGGGAUAAGUAUAUACAUCCUAAAUUAUAAGACUUUUAAUGA